UAGAGGAUGAUAUUAAUUACUUAUUUAAACCGCUCCCACUUGUGAUAUGAUCAGGUCCUUCAAUAUAAAUACUAUUUUGCCUUGCUACCCCUCCAUGAUUCCUCUUAUUUACUCCUUAAGUCCUCUCAUUUCCCCUUAUUUACACAAUCAGCCUAGGUCAAGAACGAUGCAAUAAUGGGGAAGAAAGGAGGAGGCAGCUGGUUCUUCGCCGUCCGGAAAGCUUUCAAGCCGCCGCCGCUCACCCUGCCUGAAACUAAGAAAUUUGAAGAAGAUAAUGGCUCUCCGGAGACGGCUGCAGAUUACGAGAGGCAGAGCAAUAAUUCCACGCCAUUAACGGCCGGUGAUAGAAACCAUGCCAUCGCGGUUGCCGCUGCUACUGCUGCAGCGGCUGAGGCGGCGGUGGCGGCGGCUGAGGCGGCGGCGAAGGUUGUUCGUUUGGCUGGCUAUGGUCGCCCGUACUCUAAGGAAGAAAGAGCUGCAACUGUUAUUCAAUCUUAUUAUAGGGGUCACUUGGCUCGAUGCGCUUUGCGUGCAUUGAAGGGUCUAGUGAGACUACAAGCACUAGUUCGAGGCUACAACGUACGUAAACAAGCACAAAUGACAAUGCGAUGCAUGCAAGCAUUAGUUCGAGUCCAAACUCGAGUUCGAGCCCGAAGGCUCCAACUAGCACACGACAAAUUCCAAAGAAAAGUCGAAGACGUUGAAGUAGAAGAAGAAAGAUUGAAACAAAAACAUGAGAAACUAAAGAUUCCCAACAAAAGAUGUGAAAUGGAAGCUCAAAGUUUGAAGAAAAAUAGGAAACAUGAACCGGGUCCGGUUUAUGAAAGUGAAGGCCGGCGUACGACUCAAUGGGGUUGGAGUUCACUGGACCGAUGGAUGUCGUCUCAGCCUUGCCACAAUCAGGAAGACAUGUCGGAGAAGACCGUUGAAAUGAACUUGGACUCAGGCCCAAACUCGGCCCACGUUCCGAGCUACAUGGCCCCAACUCAGUCGGCCAAGGCUAAGGCCCGGAGUUUGAGUCAAGUCAAGCCGCAGAGCCCAGUUUUGAGCCCAUUAAUGAGGAAAGGUUGGGUUUCCGAUUCGUCGAGUUCAACAGUGAACCAGGCCCAAUACGGCCCAAUAAGCAAGAGUAAUGGGAAAAGCACUCAAUUCCAUGAUGGUGGGAGUACAGGCCUCGGCCCAGAUAACUACGUGGACGAAGAGUGGGCCUUUCCCCUUGGAGUCCAUGGUUGGAGAUGAUUCGGUGAAAAUG
Cucurbita pepo subsp. pepo (vegetable marrow) is the source of this 1252-nucleotide messenger RNA. Lineage: Eukaryota; Viridiplantae; Streptophyta; Magnoliopsida; Cucurbitales; Cucurbitaceae. The record is from RefSeq and is a predicted model, not a curated record.